AAAAAAAAAAUUAACGUUUUUUGCAAAAAAGCAAAAGUGGGCUCUCGGCCCGGCCUCUGUAUGUGCCUGUACGACCCAAAUGCUUUCGGUCUACAAGUCCAAUCAGACUGCGUCUGAGACUCGAAGUAACUUAGCGGGCGAAGGUUCUUCGUUUUGGCUUCAGCAAGAAGAAGCUUUAGAAACCAUGGUGGAUCCCUAUUCUAGAUAUGCUUCUACUGUGGACAGAGGCAGUGUUUCAAGGCCAAGCUUCCCAGGUUACCUGCAAUCUGAAGCUCCGUCAUUGGCAUCUCAUUUUGCUGCAAGCUCCAGUGAUACGCGAGCUGCUUCUGGUGUUCUAAAUGAAGAUAUGCAGAUGAAUUCAUUGCGGCCUGGGGGAUAUGGAUUGGGUAGUAUUCCGAGUGGUGGAGUCCAACCUGAACCUGGUCUUGGUGUAUUAUCUGCUGCAGCUGGUAUGAGAGGUUAUUCUUCUUCACAAAACACCUUGCAGCAUGGGGAAUAUGGUUUGAGUGGCACUCCAAGUGCUGUAAGCCAUCCUGAACCUAGUUUCGUUGGUGAAUCUGCUGCAGCUAGUAGAAGGGGUUAUUCUCCUUUAGAAGAUGAUGCUGCAGCCAGUAGAAGGGGUUAUUCUCCUUUAGAAGAUGCUGCUGCAGCAGGCAUCAAUCGAGUUAUCCCUGACAUAACUAAUGAAAAGCCUAGCUCUGUCAAAAAUUUUAAUGGCCCCUCAGCUGCUGAUGGACAAUCAAAUCUUCUGUUUGUUGAUGGGCUACCAACAGACUGUACCAGAAGAGAAGUUGGUCAUAUUUUCCGUCCAUUUUUUGGCUACAAAGAUAUCAAAGUUGUUCACAAGGAGCCCAGGCGUAGUGGAGAUAGAGCCACGGUUUUUUGCUUUGUGGAAUUUGUUGACUCAAAAUGUGCAUUGACUGCCAUGAAUGCUCUUCAAGGCUGUGGAAUACUGGCCUUUUGUAGGUUAUAAAUUUGAUGAUAAGAAACCUGAGUCCCCUGUCUUGAGGAUCCAAUUUGCACAUUUUCCUCUCCGGUUAGGAUCUUAUCCAGAGGAUCAAUAGGUUGAGUUUCCAUGCUGACCAAGAAGGUUUUGAUGAUCAUCAUCCUGGGGGUAUUAUUGAUGAUUAGGUAUCUCUAUGCAUCUUGAGAAACAUAGAUCCAUUACAACUGCCUAUGGGAAUUAUCGUGGCUGGGAAUUAUAGACGAGCAAAAAAUGCUGGUCUUCAAACAUGCCUGCUUGUGUUGGCGACUUGCAUGUUGAUUUGUAGUUAUGUGGCACACACCUUUGUUGCAGCGGAAAUGAAUUUCAUGCUAGCUAGUCUUUUCAUCAUCAAGAACAAAUUCUAUUGUAAGUAAUCUUCAAAUUCUUCAUCAUUGAAUACGAUUUGAUUAUAAUUCAUGGCAUAUUAGAAACUGUAGUUUCUUUAAACGUAUUCUGAGUUACUCUAACUGCAAUACUGGGGAGCAAAGGUGGAAGGUCACAUGAGAGUGCCGGUAUUUUUCUUGCCU
Molecule: messenger RNA, 1512 nt
Organism: Rubroshorea leprosula
Lineage: Eukaryota; Viridiplantae; Streptophyta; Magnoliopsida; Malvales; Dipterocarpaceae
Source: the annotation of a GenBank genome assembly